AUGGACCGCAUGAAGUCUCUGGCCCGCAGCUACGUUUACUGGCCGAAUGUAGACGACGCUGUGGUGCAGUUUGUUCGCCAGUGCAAACCGUGCGCUGCUGCAGCGAAAUCCACGACGAAGGCGACCCUCGAGUCGUGGCCUCUCCCGAACAGGCCGUUGGAACGUGUCCACAUCGACUACGCUGGACCAGUCGAUGGUUACUACUAUUUCGUCAUCGUGGAUGCCUACUCCAAGUGGCCCGAGAUCUUCCGCACUCGUGCCAUAACCGCAACUGCAACCCUGGACAUGCUUCGUGAGACCUGUUCCCGUUACGGCAACCCGGACGUCCUGGUCUCAGACAACGGAACGCAGUUCACCAGUGGGCAGUUCGAGGAGUUUUGCCGUGCAAAUGGUGUCACCCACCUCCGCACUGUGCCCUACCACCCGCAGUCAAACGGCUAA
Messenger RNA from Culex quinquefasciatus (southern house mosquito), 441 nucleotides. RefSeq lists its product as uncharacterized. Gene Ontology annotation, molecular function: nucleic acid binding. The transcript has a single exon. Gene Ontology annotation, biological process: DNA integration. Bases 1 to 441 code for a protein of 146 amino acids. The record is from RefSeq and is a predicted model, not a curated record. NCBI's taxonomy places the organism in Eukaryota, Metazoa, Arthropoda, Insecta, Diptera, Culicidae.